UGUCUGAAAUUUUAACAUGUCCACACCAUCUGCAAAAGAAGCUAGAAAACAAUUUUUUUUUCCAGAUAGUUAAAAACUGGAAGAUAAUUUACUAUGGAGAAAGAGAAGAAUGGAUACUGAAGGACAACCAGAGUUUCUGAUACAAUGUCCAAACUCAUCAUCAUUCUCCAUGGCCACUUUUCCUCUUGUCCUUAUUAAUAGCAUCAUAAUUUUUUCCUUCACUAAGACUCAAAAUCUGCAUUUCAGGAAAGUAAUGUAGAAAAAGGAGAGAAUAUGGAAUCAAACAAGACUGACUUGUAAGUUCUUUUUAUUGGGAGCAGGAGAAACAGCUCGGAGAGAAGAGGGUCGACUCUGUGUUCAUGGGAGCAGGAGAAUCUGGAAAAAGUACUAUUGUUAAACAAAUGAAGAUCAUCCAUAAGAAUGGCUACAGUGAGCAAGAAUGCAUGGAAUUUAAAGCAGUAAUUUACAGUAAUACGUUGCAAUCCAUCCUAUCUAUUGUGAAAGCCAUGACCACCCUUCAGAUUGAUUAUGUAUAUCCCACAAGUGCAGAAGGCCAACGACAACUUUGUGCUAUAGCAAAUACCCUGGAAGAUGGUGGCAUGACACCUGAGCUGGCUGAGAUAAUAAAACGGCUAUGGAGAGAUCCAGGAAUCCAGGCCUGCUUUGAAAGGGCAUCUGAAUAUCAGCUCAAUGACUCUGCAGCUUACUACCUUAAUGAUUUAGACAGAAUAACAGCUCCUGGGUAUGUUCCAAAUGAGCAAGAUGUUCUACAUUCUCGAGUAAAAACGACCGGAAUCAUUGAAACUCAAUUCUCCUUUAAAGACUUGCACUUCAGGAUGUUUGAUGUAGGUGGGCAGCGAUCAGAGAGAAAGAAAUGGAUUCACUGCUUUGAAGGAGUGACGUGCAUUAUAUUUUGUGCCUCACUCAGUGCCUAUGACAUGGUCCUAGUGGAAGAUGAAGAAGUGAACAGAAUGCAUGAAAGCCUUCAUCUGUUCAAUAGUAUCUGUAAUCACAAGUAUUUUUCAACCACCUCCAUUGUCCUCUUUCUCAAUAAAAAGGAUCUCUUUCAAGAAAAAGUAACCAAGGUACCUCUUAGUGUCUGCUUUCCAGAGUACACUGGGCCAAAUACAUUUGAAGAUGCAGGGAACUACAUCAAGAACCAAUUUCUAGACCUGAAUUUAAAAAAAGAAGAUAAGGAAAUUUAUUCCCACAUGACCUGUGCUACUGAUACCCAAAAUGUCAAGUUUGUGUUUGAUGCAGUUACAGAUAUAAUAAUCAAAGAAAAUCUGAAAGAUUGUGGGCUUUUCUAAUCAAUGCAUUUCUUUUCCACUCUUGCUUAUAUAUGCUUUCCAAGAUAUAGAAGAAAAAGUGCCAGGUGAUAUGUUUAGUUUGAAUAGCUAUUAACAGAUGUAGACAUAUAACUAUGAUUAUAAAGAGUUUUCACCUGAAGUCUUCAAUGUAUUGUCAUCUAUACCUGAAUAAGUUUCAAUUUUUCUUUAACAUUAGUAAAGUUUAACGUAACAGUAAAGGAGUGUCUUUGAUGCCUUCAGGUAUAAAAACUGAUACAUUUUGGUAACUCUGGAACAGUACCUACCAAUGACACUGAACUUCCUUGAAAGUAAACUUCUGCAUUAUGACCUAUUUUUAAUCAUAGAAGAAUGAAAAAUUUAAGGUUUUCCAUAUUAUUUCCACCCACCAGAUUUUAAAGGCAUUCAUUUUUACUGAUAAUGUAAUCAUGCCUGUACUGCAGAGACUAUUCAAAAAUGGAACACAGGCAUUUUAUUGAUCAAUCACCUCUGUAUUUAGCCAACUGUAAAUAACAUGUUUACUAUACAUAAUUAUGUUCAUGAGCAAUUAAUACACAUGCAAAAGAAAUGCAUACAAUUUUACCUGCUGUAUGUUUUUCCUUUAAAAAAUUUAUUGAUUCUGAAUUUACCAGUGUAGUUGAGGAUUUCAGUAAUAUAUCUGUUUUUGUACCAUCCUGGUUCAAGAGAGAGGAACAUUCAAAAUUUGCUCUGAUUAGAGAUUCGUUAAGGUAUUUGUAACCUAGGGAAUUUCAAAACUUUUCCAUUAGUUGAGUUUCUCAGCAGUCAAGGAUGCUUAUAACUCAGCCAUAGCAGCCAUGUGUAGGUAGGUAAGUGGACCACCCAACCCUGGAGAGAAUAAUCCCCAUCUCUUUCCCCAACCUCUGCUGGUUUAUCUUGUACGGUCAAGUACAGCUGUGCAGGUUGAACAAGAGUCCUCAAUGGAAUACCCAUUUCCCAUAUUUUAUUUUAGAGUAGCAUGAAACAUGAUUGCAACUGAUGAUAAUAUGGGCUACUGGCUUUAGACUGCAAAACAGAGAAAUUAUUUGAUGUCUUCACACUAGUAGGUCUGUUAGUACUCUAUGGUCUAUUCUAAAUCUUAGACUGCAUGCUAAUGGUUAAAGCCUACUUUUUAAAAGCUAAUUUGGUGCCUUACAGACCUAAUCAUAUUAUUUAUGAACAGAAAAGAGAUUUUAUUUCUUUUUUAAAGUGUAUACCAUUAGAAAAAUAUACUCUUCAAACAUGUCUCAAUAUUGUUUAUUCUGUACACUUGUAGAAGGUGACAUAUAGGUCAGAAUAUUAGAUGAGUGCAUGAGAUUUAUAACUACUCUGAAAAGAGUAAAUUAUGUUUUAACAAGCUAAAUGAGAUGAAGGGAACAUAAAUUAAGCAAUUUGUAAUCUGUACUUCAGGUAGCGUUAGGUAGCUCUGUCCCUCAGUGUUGCUACUUCAUUGUUCUGUACCACCUUCCCACAGUAAACAUAUAAGAGUGAUUGUCAUAACUCAAUAAGCAACCUUGACUAGACUGCCUGUGGCUUUAUUUUCAAAAACAGAGGCAGUAUCAGCAAAUACAGUCAAACAAAAAUAUAUUUAGAAAAUUUAAUUUGGCUUUUCUUUGCAGAAUAUAAAUUAUUAAAGCACCUAAGAUACCAAGAACAAGAAAGCAUAAGAAAUCAUUUAGUUCAGGCAUCCAGUAAAGUCUUCUGGCUAAGAUCCAAUAUCUAUUGAUGACAACCUAACAUUUUGUUAGGAGAUAUUUAAUGCUGAGCUUUUAAAUUAAGAACAAAAAUGCUAUAAUUUCAUCCAUUAUUUUAUCUUUGUUUUCUCUGCCUCUACUUUACCCCAUUUUGCUCCAUAAAUGUAAAGAGAAUUUUCCAGAAAGGAAAAAAUAUAUACAUUCUGAAAUCUUACACUAUUACUAUUUAAAUUUUGACUCUGAUUUAACCUUAGAUAACACAGGUGGAAAGAGUUGGGUCAGAAAGGUUCAAGUUGCCAUUUAAAAAUAUAUAACUCAAUUAGGCCUGUGCAAAAAUUGACAAGCAUCAAGAUUUAUUUAUGAAAUAUUAUUAUCUGAAAACUUUUAAAAAUAUGUUAAAUUACCAAACUAAAAAUAGGGAUCAGUUUAGAAUAUUUUUAAGUUAAAUUUCUUCCAGUCUUACGAUUAAACUUAGAAAUCUUUUCUUCACAAUCAAAAAAAUAGUUUAUAUGUUAAACAAUGAAUGUUAAAGAAAGAGAAAUUUUAAUAGAGAAAAAAUAAAAUAGGUGUUCAUAUUGUUUCUUUAAUGAUUGAAAUCUUUAAAAUUGAGUAGAUUUCCAAUUUUUUUUAACAAAAAAAAGCAGUAGUAGAUGCACAGAAUUUUGAGCAAGCCAAAGUAAGUAACAAAAUGAAAAAAAUAUGGGAAGCUUUGCUUUAGCCUGAAGAAACUCCCACUGAGAAGAGCAAUGUUGAAGCCUGCUAGAAUUGAAACACCUGUUUCAUUCAGAAAUUUGGCCGUCUAACUGCAUUCAGUACUCUUGCAUUUACAGCAUCACAAAGAACCAAUCUUAAGUCUUUGCCACUCAAUGUUCAAACAUGAUUAUAUUGAUAUUUUCCUCUUCUGUUAUUUGAGCCUUCUCUCCUUGAUUCAGAAUGUUCCCUAAUCCUGCUUGCCUUAGUUUUAACUCUCCUAACUCAUUAAUUUCUAAGGUUUGUUCAAUUGCAGACACACUGCACUACCUCAGAUAUCUGGUGUGGGUUUAUGUCUAAUGGGGUCAUUAACAACCAGUGCUCACAGAGUUUUUCCAGAAGCACGAACUGGUCGAUAUAGAUAAGUCUCUGCGUCUUUGGAAGCAGUGACUAUAGAGUGAAAUGAAGAAGAAUAUGAACUGGGUAAUAAUAUUAUAAAAGUUAUCAAUUCUACAAAGAAUCUCUAUGGAAGAGGGGUUUCAAAUUCUGUGGAAUCUCACAUAUGCACUGUAGAUAGCCAAUAUCCUAUUAAUUAAAAAUAUUUAAACAGAUAAUGCUCCUCAUGUUUGUAAUAUAAAUGGGCAAACUAUUUUUUUCAGGGCCUGGGCCUAUCCUACCUAGUACAAAUCUUCUUACCUGAUUCAUCAUCCUAUUUAAUCACAAAAUGUAUUUUAGAAUACUUACAGAAAAUUACUUAGGCUUAACUUAACCAAACAUAACAUAUAUGAGAAAAAAAUACAUCUUUUGUGUUAAUUUAUGUGUUUCUAAUAUGUUAGACCACCUCAGAAGCAGAGAUGAACACAUUUAAAUGCCUGGCCACUAAAACUAAUUGUAAGAACUAGGAGAAAUUGUAAAUUCUCUCAGACUAACUUUGAAAAGAGGAUCCAAAAAAUCCCAAACCAGUUGCCAUCGAGUCAGCAACAACUCUUGGUGACCCCAUGUGUGUCAGAGUAGAACUGUGCUCCAUAGGGUACUAAGUGGCUGAUUUUUUGGAAGUAAAUCACCAGGCCUUUCUUUCAAGGCACCUCUGGGUGGACUCUAACCUCUAUUCUUUAAAUUUACAGCCAAGCUCCUUAACCCUUUGCACCAACCAGGGUUAAAUAGACAACUUUUUCUUAGGAUGGAAUAAACAUUCACUUGUUAAUAUAACCAAGUAAGGCCUUCUUUCCAUUUAUGCCUCUUCUAACAAGCUACACACUAGUUUAUAGCCACAUGGGGCACACUUACACGUUUUCUACCAAAUGUUGCCAACAUAAUAAAUUUGGAUUACCAAUAACUUUGAUAAAGCAGGUAAGAGAAUCUUGUUAAGAAUUAUAUUUCUUUUUGUGCUUCUAACUCAUUAGUAUAUUAUAAUCUUCUAAAAUCAUAUUAUACAAUAUUUUAGUAAAAAUAGUGAAUAACAAAGCUAAUGAAAUAGCUUCAAACUAGUAUAGAGAAUAUUUUCAGAUAUACAGAUAUAGUUUCUUUUCAUGCUCUUGUUAUUUUUUUUUUUGGCAUUUUCAGUCCUUUGUUUAAAUCUAGGUAACCAUUGAUUUUGUAAAGUGUGCCUUUCCAUUAAUCUAUAUUGUGUCUAAAAUCUUCAUUAGCUUACAAUGAAAAGUAGAAAAAAAUAAUUUGAUGUCUGACAACUAUUAUGUUGUGUCAAUAGUAAUGAGUUGGCUGCUUAUUAAUUUGUAUUCCUUUCAAUAAAUCAAAGCUCCAUUCUGCUAUAACAUUAAUCAUGUCAUUAUUCUGUUUAUUCCAAAUUUUUCCUUGAUCACAACUCCACCAAAUCAAGAGGAAAAUGGGUGUUCUGACAUUUUCUUUUUACCACCACUGCUGCCACCAACACAUUUUUCAUUAGUAAUAGUACAAUUUUUAUCUUAAGUCACAUUUGCCAUACUAGUUAAGUACUAAAUGGAGUCACAUGAAAGAAAAAAGAAAUAAAAACACUCUAAAUUACUUCAUGGGGACAGUAAUGGCCCUCUAAUUAUUAUGCCUUUCAGAUAUGGAAUAAUAUACCAGGUACA
Trichechus manatus latirostris (Florida manatee) is the source of this 5757-nucleotide messenger RNA. RefSeq names its product G protein subunit alpha transducin 3 (gene GNAT3). The transcript has 10 exons. Gene Ontology annotation, biological process: adenylate cyclase-modulating G protein-coupled receptor signaling pathway; detection of chemical stimulus involved in sensory perception of bitter taste; sensory perception of sweet taste. The record is from RefSeq and is a predicted model, not a curated record. Gene Ontology annotation, molecular function: G protein-coupled receptor binding; GTP binding; GTPase activity. Lineage: Eukaryota; Metazoa; Chordata; Mammalia; Sirenia; Trichechidae. Bases 360 to 1310 code for a protein of 316 amino acids. Gene Ontology annotation, cellular component: photoreceptor inner segment; photoreceptor outer segment; heterotrimeric G-protein complex.